Molecule: messenger RNA, 4081 nt
Organism: Xenia sp. Carnegie-2017
Lineage: Eukaryota; Metazoa; Cnidaria; Anthozoa; Malacalcyonacea; Xeniidae
Product: tetratricopeptide repeat protein 28-like
Exons: 5
Coding region: 281-3769 (1162 amino acids)
Cellular component (GO): kinesin complex
Molecular function (GO): protein binding
Source: RefSeq, a predicted model, not a curated record
UAAAUUUAAUUCCUGGCAUGAAAUAUGCCACGUAUCGACUCGAAGGAUACAUAUGAAUCUUAACUUGCCAAAACGUUAAAUCUGAAAACCGUCGACCAGUUGAAGAUAACCCGUAGACGCAUCUAAUUCUGUAAUUGUAGAUCAAUCGACUGUCAUUUAAAACCAGAUAACCCAUUGAAGUUUGUAGCUAAUCCUGUAAUUGUAGAUCAAUCAAACGAAGUUCAAAUACAAAAAACAACCAUUUCCUUACUAAAAACAAAAUACUGUUAUCUGAAACAAGAUGGAUUCAAGAGAAAGCAGGAACCUACUUUAUAUUAAGAGAAUAAUUGUUGCAGUUCGAAAUGAACUUGCCAAGUUUUUUAUUAAAAAAUGGAACUCUUUUAACGAGAAAAAAUAUGGAAAAUGGGAUAAUACGACCAAAAGUGGCAAAAUAUUUUGGAAGUUGGAAUCGAAAAGGAAGUUGGAUAAGAACAUCCAAAAAAAAUAUGAGAAUGGAGACACCUCUAAGUGGGACUGUACGACAUUAUUCGAUGCAAUACUUUUUUCAAAUUCAAUUGGAAAGCAUCUUGACAAAAAAACAAAGGAUGCUGUUCAUAAACUUCGUGGUGAAAGAAACAAAGACGCUCAUUGGUAUGAAAGCGAGUACUCAGAUGACGAUUUUGACGCGAUAGUCAAUAACAUUGAAAAAUCAUUUCAAGAUUUGAAAUUUUCCUUUGAUGAAAUCGAAGAAAUAAAGUCUUAUCGAAAGAGAUUCAAUCCUUUUCGAGUUCUUCCUCCCAAAUCCAAUCAUUUUGUCGUUGAACGCACAGAAUUACGAGAUCAAAUUAUAAAAGAUCUUGAAGAAUUACGGAAAGAUAACAAUAAUGAACUGACCUAUUUUUACAUCACUGGUAAUCCUGGCAGUGGUAAAUCUCAACUUGUAAAACAGGUUUGUGAAAAAAUAUCGUGUGGUUGGACAAAUGAAGCUUCCUUUGUAAUGACUCUCGAUGGAAAAGAUGUAGAUUCUCUUUUGAAAUCUUACAGUGAACUUGGAUACUGUCUAAACUGUGACGACAUAAUGAUUAAAAAUUUUAACGAUGAAAAUUGUUGCACUAAAGAGAAAGUCAAGAACUUGCGAUCGUUAAUAUCCACUCGAUUAAAGUUUUGGCAAAGUUGGUUGAUCAUCGUAGACAACGUGAUACAGCUGAGCGAAAUUUCUCCGUUGCUACCCCAAGUAAGUGAUCCUUUGUGGAGAAAUGGACAAAUUAUAUUAACUGUCCAGAACACAGAUGCUGUACCUUACGAUGAGUUGUUCAGCAAACAUGUUUCUAUCAGUUCUGGAAUGAAUGAUGAAGAAUGUAUUCAGCUAUUGAAACAUUACACAAAAGAUGAAAGUGCUGGUGAUGAAUCGUUGAAAAUGGUAUCGCACGCAUUAGAUCGUCAACCGCUGGCUUUGGCUGCUGCUGGCUUUUACUUCAGUCGUGUUAAGAAAACAAACAGUUCGUUCACUUGGACGCAAUAUUUAGGGGAAAUAUCUUUGGGACAACAAGAAUACAUGGACGCCUCCUUUGUUGAAUUUAAUUCGGUAUAUCCUAAAAGUAUGUUACACGCUGUACUUUUAGCUGUAAGACAAAAUGCUGAAGAAUCCCCAAUGCUGGCCAAGGUUAUUUGCUUUUUUUCCAUGAUAUCGUUUGAUCCAAUACCACGAGAUAUCAUUGUUUAUUAUAUUCAAAAACGUGAUCCCGAACAAUCUAAGGAAGAUAUAUGUCUUUGUUUAGACGAAUGCUCUUUGUUAUUGCAUUCAGAAAAUAAUAAUGAAAUAAAUCUACAUCGCAUUGUUCACAAAGCAACUAUUGUUUAUCAAUCUGAAAAUGAAAAUGAAGAACAUGAAGUGGAGCAUGGUGGCAUAUCUCCUUCGUCUCAACAUGCAUUUGGUCAAAUAGCUCAAGCACUUUACAAGUUUCAUGAGAGAGAGGACCAAAUCAAGUUGAUACCACAUCUUGAAAAACUUCUUGAACUGUUCAAGACCCACAGUAUGAAAGUAGACAUGAAUAUUUUUCAAGUUUUCGAAUUUUUCACUUUAACAUUAAAAAAGUUUGCAAAAUACAAUCUUGCAUUUGAACUGUUAGAUAAAAUUAAGACAGAAGCAUUUCAAUGUGAUUUCUUUGACAAAGCCUGGUAUUUUACACAGCUCGGCGCCUUACAUCAUUGGACUGGCGAAUAUUUCAAAUCAAAAGAAAAUCAUGAAAAAGCUCUGGAAAUUAAAGAAAAAAAGUUGGGUCUAAAUUAUGUUGAUCUCGCUGUGUCUUUAAACAAUCUUGGUGUAGCUUGUGAUAAAACUGGAGAAUGCGUCAAAGCUGUAGAGUUUCAUGAAAAGGCUCUGGAAAUUCUGAAAACAUCGUCAGGACCAAAUCAUGUUGAUGUCGCUGCGUCUUUAAACAAUCUUGGUUUAUUGUCUAUUAAAACUGGACAAUAUGACAAAACUAUCAACUUUCACAAGGAAGCUCUGGACAUUUAUCAAGAAUCGUUUGGAGAAAGUCAUGUUCAAGUCGCUGAGUCUUUAAUCAACCUCGGUUCUGCGUAUUAUAAAUCUGGAGAAAUCAACCAAGCUAAAGAGUGUCACAAAAAAGCUCUGAAAAUUUUCAAAAAUACGUUAGGUCCAAAUCAUGAUUCUGUCUCUAUGGCUCUGAACAAUCUUGGUAUGGUGCAUGAUAAAAAUGGGGAAUUCGACAAAGCAAUAGAGUUUUACGAAAAAGCCCUGGAAAUGAAACAAAGAUUGUUAGGCCCUAAUCAUGUUGCCCUUGCCGUGUCUUUCAACAAUCUUGGUGCGGUGAAUGAUGAAAUUGAAGAAUAUGACAAAGCUAUAACGUGUUUCGAAAAAGCACUUGAAAUUCAACAAAAAUCAUUAGGACCAAAUCAUGUUGAUGUCGCUGUGACUUUCAGCAAUCUUGCUACAACAUAUCGUAAACUUGGAAAAGACAACAAAGCUAUAGAGUUUCAUAAAAAAGCUCUCGAAAUUCGAAAACGAUCGUUAGGUCCAACUCAUGUUCAUGUCGGUCUUUCUUUAAAAAAUCUUGGUGCGCUGUAUGAUAAAAGUGGACAAUUGAACAAAGCUAAAGAUUUUUACGAAAAAGCUUUGGAAAUUCAAAAGCGAUCGUUAGGGGCAAAUCAUGUUGAUGUUGCCGAGUCUUUAUACAAUCUAGGUGUGGUGUAUGAUAAAACUGGAGAAUACGACAAGGCUAUAGCUUCUUACAUAAAAGCUCUGGAUAUUCAAAAAAGAUCGUUAGGUUCAAAUCAUAUUGAGGUUGCUGCAACUUUUUUCAAUCUUGCUUUGGUGUAUGACAAAACUGGGGAAUACAGCAAAGCCAUAGAGGCUCAUCAACAAGAUCUGGAGAUUGUGAAAAAGUGUUCAGAGCCAAAUCCUGUUUCUGUCGCUGUAACUUCAAGCAAUCUUGGUAUGUUGUAUGGUAAAACCGGAGAGUACGACAAAGCUAUAGAAUAUCUUGAAAAAGCUCUGGAAAUUCGGAAAAAUAUCUCAGGACCAAAUCAUGUUAAUGUUGCUGAGUCUUUAUUCAAUGUUGGUUUGUUGUAUGAUAAAACUGGACUAUACGACAAAGCUAUAGAGUGUCAUAAAAAAGCUCUGGAAAUUUUUGAAAAUUCGUUUGGUUCGAAUCAAGUUUACGUCACUAUGUCUUUAAACAAUCUUGCUUUGCUGUAUGCAAAAACUGGAGAAGGCGACAAAGCUAUGGAGCUUCUCCAAAAGGCUCAAAAUAUUUUUAAAAAUCCAUAGGUCUAUAAAUCAUGUUCAAUCACCAAAUCUUUUAACCAAUUUUUUGAUAUGUACGAUAAUCCUGUAGAAUAGGACAAAUUUCAUGAACAAGCUAUAAAUAUCAUGAAUUUGAAUUUCACAAAAACUCGUUAGGAUCAAAUCAUGCUGAUGACGCUAAGUUCUUUAAUAGUGUUUGUGCAAUACAUCAUAAAACUGAAGAAUACGGUAAAGCUAUAUAGCUAUUUAGUGUUUCGUGAAAGAGCUCUAAAAAUGAAUGAAAAAAUGUAAGGAUCAAGUCAUGAUGUCAUUAAAAAUAUUUUUAUUUGUUGUAAA